This is a messenger RNA of Cryptotermes secundus, 2326 nucleotides long. It is a transcript of the gene Mo25, whose product is annotated as protein Mo25. Gene Ontology annotation, biological process: intracellular signal transduction. The record is from RefSeq and is a predicted model, not a curated record. Gene Ontology annotation, molecular function: protein serine/threonine kinase activator activity. NCBI's taxonomy places the organism in Eukaryota, Metazoa, Arthropoda, Insecta, Blattodea, Kalotermitidae. The transcript has 9 exons. The coding region runs from base 230 to 1240 and encodes 336 amino acids.
GCCACAUCGACGUUUAUGACCGUGUACUGUCUGUCGAUAUUAUCAAUGAAGCGGUGAUAAGUGGAAGUGCUAAAUGUACUAUAAUCGGGUAUAUUUUAUCAUAUGGAAACCGAGUUGUAGACUUGCUUUACCUUUGAUCUUGAAAAAUAAUUCAGGUGAUAUCCUUAUGCCAGAGUGGAGGGGCAAGUGACUAGUUCUGGCAUUAAUAGUUACCUGUUGCAACUAAAUCAUGCCUCUGUUUGGCAAGUCUCAGAAAAGUCCAGCAGAAGUGGUGAAGGCAUUGAAAGAGGCUGUAAAUGCCUUAGAAAGGGGAGACAAAAAGGCUGAAAAGGCCCAGGAGGAUGUAAGCAAGAACUUAGUGCUAAUUAAGAACAUGCUGUAUGGAACAUCUGAUGCAGAGCCUCAGACAGAUAUCAUUGUAGCUCAGUUGGCUCAGGAGCUCUACAAUAGCAACCUACUAUUGCUGCUUAUCCAGAAUCUCAAUCGAAUUGACUUUGAGGGUAAGAAGGAUGUGGCACAAGUUUUCAACAACAUUCUGCGACGUCAGAUUGGCACCAGAUCACCCACGGUCGAGUAUAUCUGCACAAAGCCUGAGAUACUUUUUACAUUAAUGGCAGGGUAUGAGCAUCAAGAGAUUGCUCUCAAUUGUGGUACCAUGCUCAGAGAAUGUGCAAGAUAUGAGGCACUGGCAAAAAUUAUGCUCUAUUCAGAUGACUUUUUCAAUUUCUUCAGAUAUGUAGAAGUGUCAACAUUUGAUAUAGCUUCAGAUGCCUUUUCCACAUUUAAGGAAUUGUUGACACGUCACAAGAUUUUGUGUGCCGAAUUUUUGGAAAUAAAUUAUGAUAAAGUGUUUUCUCACUAUCAACGACUUCUUAAUUCAGAAAAUUAUGUUACACGCCGACAGAGCCUAAAACUGCUGGGAGAGUUGCUUCUAGACAGGCAUAAUUUUACUGUAAUGACAAGAUACAUAUCAAAUCCAGACAAUCUAAAACUGAUGAUGAAUAUGCUGAAGGAGAAGUCACGCAACAUACAGUUUGAAGCCUUCCAUGUUUUUAAGGUGUUUGUGGCAAACCCCAAUAAACCAAAACCAAUCCUGGACAUCUUAUUGCGGAAUCAGGAGAAGCUUGUGGAGUUCCUAACUCGGUUUCACACAGAUCGAUCAGAGGAUGAGCAGUUUAAUGAUGAGAAGGCAUAUCUAAUAAAACAGAUCAAAGAACUGAAGCCAUUAACUGAACAUUAACACCUCUCUUAACAACCACUGGACUUUAGUGAAAAGAAAUAUAAAGUGCAUAUUAAUAUUGCAAACAGGAAACAUUCUUCCAUUAUCUUGUAAAAGAGAGAAACCAGCAGCACUUUGCUUCCAGCUUGGUUGAGGAUGUCAGUGGUUAUUCAUGAAUGGCAUGAGAGCAUUGACACAUUCUGAUUUCCUCACACCGUAGAGUCACUCACCUGAAGUCAAAACUAGUCUCCUGCUACUGCUUUGGAAGCAAACCACUAUCGUCACAUGUAUUCCGUUUUAUUUGUUUGGUAUUAUUAGGCAAGUUCCCCUAAUUCUUUUUCCACAUAAAUAAUGGUGUACAGUAUUAUGAUAAAACUACGGCACCAUACUUCUGUCUUCUUAUUCACUGACAACUUUCUAUGAACAUUUUAGUUAUUAUGAAACAUAUAGUUUAAGACACUUGACUUUUCCAUUUUACAGUGAGGUUGAUGGUAUUAGGUACAAUUAGCGUACUGAAACAUCGGCCAACUCUUGCAGCAGGAUCUGUGGGUUUAUGUUGACUUCUUGGUUAAAGAGAAAUGUACCAGGAACAGUCAUAGUGAAAAUUGCCCAUUCCGUACGCAGUUCUGUCAGAUGUGCUUUAUCCUGAAGCAAUUCCAUGCAUUGCUGUUUCAUAUGAUUGUGCUUUCUAUAUUACAGCACCUUCUGUUGAAGGCAUCUUGUUGAAACAGUGUAUGGGUUCAGUUAAAUAGCUACUCUGUUUAAAUCAUGAGUUGGGUUUUAAUUGUAAAUAUCAUUGUUAUCUUUUAAAUGUAACAUUGUAUCAUAAAUUGAAUUUAAAAUGAUAAAAAAUGCAUUUACAUAAUUUCAAUUGGAAUCCUUGAGAUGUGUUAGAAUUUGUGUGAAAUAUUACUUCCUCAGACUCUGCUUUCUGUAAAAUAUGUUUUAUAUUAUAAAUUAUAUUUAAUUGAACUUCAGCAUAGGUAGUUUAAAGCAGUUUAUCUUUGUACAGUGGAUACGGUACCUACUGUUCUAGACUGUUUAUAAUUAAUUUCAUGCAUGUUGGGAAAAAUUAAGGUAAUAAAACUCAUAACUUUACAAAAUUAA